Molecule: messenger RNA, 4357 nt
Organism: Parasteatoda tepidariorum (common house spider)
Lineage: Eukaryota; Metazoa; Arthropoda; Arachnida; Araneae; Theridiidae
Product: importin subunit alpha-5
Biological process (GO): protein import into nucleus
Cellular component (GO): cytoplasm
Molecular function (GO): protein binding; nuclear import signal receptor activity
Source: RefSeq, a predicted model, not a curated record
ACAAAGUUCGUGACGUCAUGCGCCCAUGUGCUUAGAUUCGGUCUCUGGAUUUGUAUUGAGCAUGCGCUGAGAUUUAAUGAAAAAGUAAAUAUUGCGGUAAUCAUGUCUACUCUAAGAGGCAGAAACACUGAGGAUGCUGGAAUGUCUAUAGAAGAAAUAGUUCAAGGCAUUUGUAGUCAGGGUGCUCAUAAACAAUUGAUUGCUGCUCAGAAUGCCAGAGAGAUACUUUCCAGGGAGACUUAUCCACCUAUAGAUACAAUGAUUGCUAAAGGAGUUGUUCCCAUGCUCGUUCAAGUUCUUAUAUGUCAUGAUAAUGUCCCCUUACAAUUUGAAGCUUGUUGGGCACUAGCUAUUAUAACAUCUGGCAAUUUCACCCAAAGAAGAGCUGUUGUUGAGGCAGAAGCAGUCCCUAAUUUUAUAAGUUUGUUAUCUUCUCCACAUGUUAAUGUUGCAGAGAAAGCUGUAUGGGCCUUAAGAAACAUUGCAGGUGAUGGUGUUUACUUAAGUGACUUAGUUAUUAGAAAUAACAUUAUACCUCCACUACAAGCACUACUGACACCCAACACUUCACUACCGUUGCUACGCAAUAUUAUGGGGAUUUUGUUAAAAAUUAGCAUUAAUGAAAUUCCUCCUCCGGAGCCUUUAGGAUUGUUUGUUUUGCUGCAGGUAUGCCUACUCAAAUCCAAGCUGUUAUUGAUAAUGAACUCGUGAAUAUUGCCAUUGAUGUUCUUCAUAAGGGUGAUUAUAAAAGCCAAAAGGAAGCCAUCUGGGUUGUUGAAAGGAUCACAACAUAUGGUACAAUAGAACAGAUUAUGUUUUUGGUCAGAGCUGGUGUCAUCCCACCUGUUUGUAACUUUCUUGCUGUUAAGGAUCCAGAAUUUAUAAUUGUAGCUUUGGAUGCCAUAGAAGAUAUUCUAAAUGCUGCUUUCAAUGUAGGUACAACAGAAAGUGUCUGCUGCAUUAUAAAACGAUAUGGUGGCUUGGACAGAAUUGAAAAUUUACUACACCGUGAGGAUCCAAAAGUGCAUGAAUCAGCAGUUAGAAUUAUUGACUGUUACUUUACUGGAGAGGAGGAAAAUGAUGAAGAUAUUAAACCAAAAGUAGAUGAAACCCGUGCUUGAGUUUAGUGGUCCCAUUGCUGCACCCAAUGGAAGAUUUUCAUUUUGAUAAUUAGUUUUCAUAUAAAAAGGUUUUUAAAAUGUGAUUUCAGAUUAGAGUCUAGCCUUUGCCUGUUGAACAGCUCGCUUCAUUCCUCAAAUGAACUGUAUCAAAUGUAAUACUGUAUAAAUGUAUCAAAUCAAACUGUAUCAAAUGAACUGUAUCAAAUGAACUGUAUAAAUGUAUCAAAUAAAUCUCUAAAAUGGAGCCGCCAUCUACUGGGCAGAAUUGAAUUUUUUUCUCUUGAAAAUUGUAUGAGUUGACAUUAAAAACUGAAACUAUGUGUUUGAUACUUUUAUUUAUGACUUUGCUUAAAGCUUAUAAUUCUGCUUCUGUGUUUUUUUAAAAUUGUGUUUAUAUUGUGAUAGCUUAGGCCCUCUAAUUUUUUUCUCUUCAUGUGAACUAAGACUGUUUCCUUAUGUUAUGAUAUAAGGCAUUCUUUGAAUCUAACAUUUAAUAAGUUUUUAAAUUUUAGUAACAUGAAGUUGGUUACUGUAUUGUGAUAUUUAACUCUUUGCGUUUUAGUUCGAAUUCAAAUGUAAAAAUUUUGUCAAUAAUAAAAACUUAAAUUUUUCCCUUCUGUUUUUUGUUAUUCUUAAGUAGGUGCUUCCAGUGCUGCAAGUGCUGCGCCAAUUGUGGAAAUCUGUGCCUACAUGCUCCAAAUUGAAGUAUUUGGCUUAAAUUGCGUCAAAAAGGAUAUUUUCCCCAUGGGUAUCGCCAAGUCACAAUUUUGCAGCAACCAAGCUACUGCCAUGUGGGGGGUUGCUCUAGAUUCUGUGGGAAGGAUUCUUGCACUCUGAUGAGCAAUUCUGCUUCAUUUUGCAAGAUAUUCUCGAUUUCAGGCUUCAUUUUCUUCCUCUGAAAAAGGAGCCAAAACUUCUAUCGAAUUUUCUGGGACCAACUAAACAUUGCCAAAGUUUAAUAGCAAAAGAAAAUUUUAUUUCUCUUGUUAAUUUCAUCGAUAUUGAAGUGCCAUCAUCUUCGUUAAUGGCAAGCUAAUGGCUUUCUUGCGCUAUUCUAUCUAUAGAUUAGUUCCAUGAUCUUUGAAUUAACUUGGGGACCAUUCACUAAGUACAUAUUUUUAUGUUAAUCCUCAGAGCAGUCACAAAGUUUUAUAACCUCAAAAUUUUCAUAUCCCUUCUAUUCAUUUAAUUUCAUAAAGAUAUGUAUUAAUUGAGUUUCUUAAAAGUUAAUUUUUAUCCGAGGGACCAUCCACUAAUUGUAUAUUGUUUUUAAACAUUUAUUUUACUUUUUUUAGUGAUAUUUUUUUUUACUUACUGCAUUUUAUUAUUGUAUUAUUACUUUCAAAAUUUUCAGUGCUCUUAAUUUGUUUUAAGAACUUAGUUAUAUUUAGAGGCAAGAUUUUAAAUAAGUAUUAAGAGAGGGGCUUUAAAUAUUUUAAAUGAAGCAAAAAAUCUUAUGUUUUUCAGAUUUGUCAUUCAAAAACACUUUAAUUCAUCUCUUAAUGAUUUUAAACAACCUGGUGCUUUUUGCAAGGUUCGCUUUAUUGGGUUCAAAAUUGGUCAAUUUUAAUCUUAAAUCCCCUCGAAACCCCACAUUUAAUUUAUUUCUGAACUUAGUUCAGAUUGAAUUUACGUGAAAGUUAAAGACUCACAUCAGAUUAAAAUAAUAAUAUUUUCAAAAAUUUUGUAAUUUUCGUAAAAAAAUACAAAGUGUGUAUAGUUUUGUCAUGGUUGUACUAAUCCAUAUUACUAAUACUUACCUUCUUUUUUACAUGUAUUGAUAAUUAAAAUUUAUAUCUGAACUUAACUAAUGGUUUUAUCGAAACAGUAACUAAUUGUCCAAUACUGUAAAAGUUUUAAUAAUGACACAGCAAAUAUUCAACACUGUUCACAGUUUGCAAAGUUAACUGAAACUGCGUACGAUAUUUGCUUUUGUAGCAUCAAUGCUCCUCACAUGUGACAUUUGGACAAGCGCACAUAUGACUUAUAAACCAGAAGUGCUGAGUUCGUACCACUGCACACUGGUACGUAAAUAAUUGUUUCACCCGAAUAAAUAUACAUUUUGUUGAUUUAAGUUCUAUAAGGAAACUGAUAUUAAGUAAAUUAUAAAAAAAUUCACAAAUUUUACAUGCUCAAUUAGGUAUGUGUGAUGAUUUGCGUAUUAAGAACUGAUUUUUCUUCGACCCCCGCUUUUGUUAAAUAGACCCCUGGGGGUCUAUAUAGACCACUUUGGCUGAUCUAAACAACAGUUAAUAAAAUGUAAUUGGAAGAAUUAAAUUAUGGCUUAUUUAAUUCUAAAUACUUGCAGUUUUUCACUAGAACAUCUAGUAAACAGAUUGAAAUUUAUGUAACACAUUGUUAAAAAUAGAAUAAUUUUACACAUUAUUUUGAAUUUUAAAAAAACAUUAAUUUAUAUGGAUUUGUAUGGCUAUCACUUAAUAAUAAAUAAACUGAAUCAGGCAAACAUACUGUGAUAUCAUUUAUCAUUAAUUUAUUAUUUCAUUAAUUAUGGUAAAAUACCUAAGGUUUUGUAUUUUCCUGAUGUUAUGCUACAAUUUAUUGUUAUAGUUUCUAAUUGUACUAAAGAAUGCUGUGAACUCUAUUUUUUAUUUCAUCUAUUUUAUUAAAAAAUAUUUUAUACAUAUCAACACACUUUGUGUAUUUUGUUUAUACACCAAAAAGUUACAUGAGAUAAUCUGGAAAGAAUUUAUUGUGCUGAAUGUUUACAUAAUUUAUUUUUUGUUGAGUGAAAUCACUAUAUUUAAUCAACUCAAUUGUUGUGAUAGAGUUCAUUGCUAUUCCCUUUGAAUGUUUGAUUGUUUUUAUUUUCAAAGCUAAAUAAAUUUUUCCUAUGGCAUUGAGGAUGAAGAUUGUUUUUUAUAAUUUCUAUUUUGAAGUUUUUGUACUUAUCUGCUUUAUAAUUAGAUGCAGUAAUUCAGAUGAGUCUAUUUAAUAUUUUAAAAAAGUGUUCACAUAAGUUUUGAUACAAAAUUAAAGCGUGAUAUCACUAUUUAGAAUAAUUUUAUCAUGUUGUUUAAACAAGUUUUGUUGUAUCACUUAAAGUAAAUGACAUUGAUUUUAAUUAAUUCUGUUUUAAACUUUAUGAAAUGAAGAUUCUAACUUACGAUGCUGAAUCAGAUAUAGUUAUGUCAUGUGUUAAUGAAGUGUAUGUUAAGAGAAUAAUUGUUCAAUAAUAUGCAAUGAUGUUAUCCAUUAUAAAGAAUACUACAUUGUAA